Molecule: messenger RNA, 3236 nt
Organism: Nothobranchius furzeri (turquoise killifish)
Lineage: Eukaryota; Metazoa; Chordata; Actinopteri; Cyprinodontiformes; Nothobranchiidae
Gene: cdc42ep4b
Product: CDC42 effector protein (Rho GTPase binding) 4b
Biological process (GO): regulation of cell shape; positive regulation of actin filament polymerization; positive regulation of pseudopodium assembly
Cellular component (GO): membrane; cytoplasm
Molecular function (GO): small GTPase binding
Source: RefSeq, a predicted model, not a curated record
GGGAUGCUCAGUGGGCCACGCUCUGAAGCAAGUAAACGGACGUUGGAACACAAGCACGGGACUGCCUGCUGCUUUUAUUCUUCUGGUAGAAAAAAUAAGACUAAAUCUGUUCAGAAUCACCGUGUUCGCUUUUUUUUAAAUCGUGUUUAAGGGAAAGUUGAGUGGAAUACAUCCCGGAACUUUCACGUCGCCAGGAGUUUAAAGAAAGGCAGAUUCAUCAAGAGAAUGAAACCCGAGAAGAAGCAGAAUGGCUGCAAACAAUAAACAGCUGGAGUUAUUCUUGCUUUGAGACAUUUGCCAGUCAACUUUGGAAGGAAACUGUCUAAAGGGGUCUAAAAAACAAGUGCUUGUCAUUUCUGUGGAUCGUACCUGAGAGACUGUCACCAUGCCUAUUCUCAAGCAGCUGGUAAACAAUGACCAGUCAAAACGGAGGUCUCGCACUGACCUGACUGUGGAGAUGAUCAGUGCCCCAUUGGGGGACUUUCGUCACACAAUGCACGUAGGCCGAGGGGGCGAUGCAUUUGGAGACACUUCGUUUCUUAGCACCCGAUCGGGGGAACCUCCCAAGGAAAAGAAAGAUUCACCAAGUCCCAAGCCAGGACUGCUGUCCCGCACCUUCAGAAGCAGCAGAAGCAGCAAGCGCUCUCAGUCAGUAAAUCGAGGGGACAAGUAUGUGAACACAAUGGCAUCAACUGCUGGCUCAUCUCAGGUUGUGAAGACUGCCAUAUCCCUGCCUUACCUAAAUGACGAGAGGUCCAACAGAAGCAGUCAGCUGCCAAAGAGCGUUUCCUCCAGUCCCAUGAAGACACUGACAGAGAUGGAAACCAAGCCGACAAAUGGAGCUGCAGCAAUGGCGACACUGGAUGCGGAGCUUGAGGAGAAAAGUUUUGGUGAGCUUAAAGAUUUGCCUUCGCCGAUGCCUAAAGGAGGUGGGAUGAAGCAUGCAGAGUCUGUGAUGUCAUUCCACAUUGAUUUGGGUCCCUCGAUGCUUGGGGACAUCUUGAGCGUGAUGGAGAAGAAAAGUUGGGAAGAUGAUGACCUUGGAUAUGAGGAAGGCAAAGGUAGCGAGGGCUAUGCAUCUCCCUCCCACAUUCCCCACAUUGAUGAUGAUGAUGCUGAGGAGCAGGCUCCUUCAAGGCCACCUCGCGCCACAUACAAGCACAACGCCACAGUGGAUCCAUACACUCCAGAGCUAAACACCCGGAACAACCACCACCACCACAACAACAUGGAUAGCUGCUCGGUGUCCAGUUCAGGUUCUGAGAAACCUCAGUACCACAUGCACGAUGGUGACACGGACAGUGCAAAGUACAGUUCGCCUCGUGGGGAUGAUGAUUUCACCUUCAUGGAUGAAGAUGAUGAGAUCAGAGUGUAGAUCGCCAUCUCUCUACCACGAACAGGCUUGGAUAAACAAGUUUUGGGGUCUUUCAGGUGGAGUUUACAGUCGGGGUUACAUACUGUCAGUACACAUUGAUCAACACUAUUAGGCCUUUUCUCUGUGCUGCUGUUGGGAGAUAGAGACCCCAUUUUUGUUUGAUGGCAGACACUUUAGCUUAAAAAGGAUCCCUUUCCAUUUUUAGUUAUACAUUUUCUACAAAUCUGAUUAUGUUUGAGCACUUUCUGAAGAGAAAUCAGCCCAGAAAGUCUCUGGCUUUAUAAAUCAGUAAAAAGUGACAGAGGAUGGAUUGUGAGGAUGAGGACAGUGGAUGUGUUGUCAGAUUCUGAGGAGAGUUGAGGUAAAUGGAAUGAAAUGAAAGUGCAGGUUUGUAAUCUUUGUGUGGGGCGUGAUCGUGGAGCUAAUGACAGAAGCUGCAGACAAACGCUGCAGCCAUGUUUAGGUUUAAUGUUCCAUUAUGAUGUUUUAUAUUAUUUGUACAUAAAGUAUCAGGAGGUAAAUCUGCAGUAGCCUACUUUUUGGGAAGACUUGUAUAUUUAAAACUGACACAGCAGUGAUAUUUGUUGUCACAAGUAUGUGAACUAUUUUUGAGUCAUGGAUGGGUGGAACUAGAGAACGAUCCAUCAGCUUUUUUGUAUAGACACACGACACUUAUGUUUCACUGCUGGAGAGAAAAGGUGCAUCUGGCUGGAGGGUAAGAAAUCAUAGAGGCUUUUGGGUAAAGUUGUACAUUUUAGAACAAGGUCAAGUGAUGAUUGUGUUCAGAUUUAUAUUAUUAAGGAGGUUUGUAGCUACGGUAACACUUUUACUGUUAAACCCAAGAGAUUCUGAUUCUGUUAGCCCACAUUUGUCUGUGAGUGCAGAAAGAAGGAUGUAACAAUAUGUACAAGUGUUAUUAAAGUGCAGGAACUUCAUAAAAAGCUAUUACACAUGUCCCCAAGCACUAAAAAUGGAAUAAAUUUGCUGAGCUGGCCCCCCAAGGUGAUAAAAUUGACCUCCUCUACUCAAGUCGGAUCACAUGGUAGGAACAGAUGAUUAAGUCAGCCAAUGGCAUGCCCUUUUCCAGUCUGUUCAUUAAAUGUGUUAGAUUAGUUGCCCCCAACCAGCUGAAACUGCUCCAGGAACAGCAGGACCAGGUACAGGCAGGUGGGCGUUUUGUCUCCGGUUGUGUGUGUUUAGUGUGCUUCACACUACAGCCCAGCCAUAUAUUAGAGAGGCGUACUUUCCUUUACCAUAUCCAUGAGAGAUGUCUGACCUUUUUCUUUUAUUUGGUUAAGAAACUAAUUGUCACAUAUGACAAAUGGGAGCUUUGACUUUUCUGCUGCGACACAGUCAUGUGUGUACAUAGGACCUGGGGUCUGCACCAUUCUGCCUUCAGUUUGUUUAGAUUGUGGAACAAACGAAAGUAGAGUUGCUUCAUAAGUGAAAGUUGUGCAAAGGAAAAUUGCCAAGUACACUUGGUGACUGUUUUGAGGUUAACACUAAACCUAGUACUAUCUUCUGAUGAUCUUGGUUUAUCUACAUCGUGUUGUAUGAGCUGAGCUGAUAAGGGAAAACACUUGUGCUGUUGGCAAACAGACACAAAUACCAGGGUUUAAUAGCAUCAUUUCUAUGGUAACUUAGGUUUUUCUGCAUAUUUUAUAUUAACACAUCAAUGCACCAACACACACUGAUAUGCUCAAAUGAUUUAUCAUCCCAGUGAACAGUCUUACUGUUUGGACUUUUUGGUUGUUUUUUACUUUCACAUUAUUGUUUAGAUAUGCUUUAUGAAUUGUGUGUCUAACCUUUAUUGUAUCUGGGCCAAAUUUUAAGAUGUCUUAUUAAUAAAAUGUGGAAAUAG